UAUGUUGUCUAUGCAGUAGAGCGUAUGGGUAAUGAGUUCCGCACUUGCUGUUGAUGACACAUUCGUCACACCACGCGGAAGUAGGAGUGAACACAACACAUCAGGCCACCACCAGUUGCAGCAAAAGACCUUUGAUCAUUCAGCUGAAGAUACUGCGUUGGCAUUUCGGACUCCAAGCCUGACCAGCAAAAGAGAGAGUGGUAAUCACGUCUCCUAGGAAAGGGGACCUGCAUACUUGUCAGUAGUAUGAGAUCAUCGCUUAGAGUCUGUCUGUUACUCGGAGCAGUCAUCAAGUAUGCAUUAACUGAGCAAGAAUACAUAUGCGGUGUAGGACCUCACAAUUACACUAUCGACUCUCCAGCUUUUACCAUCUACCAGCUAGUACAACGACGCGUUAAUCUAACUAUUCCAUUGGCGGGCAACAAAUCGGAGUCAUAUAGAUGGUAUUUCUCCGAAGGAAAUUCUAAAUUAGAAUCUAAAACAUUUCAAGUGCUACGUAACAAUGGAACUAUCGAAACAAUCAACUCGAAUGCUACUAUACUUUUACAAAACUCCAAUUACAGCAGAAUUCAAAUCGCUGGCAUUCAAGUUGUAAAUAAUAAGACAAAUCUUCGAGGCAAUUAUGUUACAAUUAACAUUGGCAACUUUCCUGCUGUUGAGCUUUUAGACGCAACCAUUUGCGACAACAGCAUCUCAGUCUGCGUCAAUAUCACUGGCACUCCGCCUCCUAUUACUACCAUACUGGCCUUAGAAGACGUCAAUAUGGCAGCUAAAAAUCAAACUCAAUUUUGUUCUACUUUUGACAAACCUAGCGUUCUAAACAUUCUAACUGUCUUCAUUACUGCAUCUAAUUGUUUUGGAAGUACUACUGCAAAUGUAUCCAUCAGUUUUAUAAAUGAUAUUUCUCGUUGCAAUUUUACGACUUGCUCAGCUGUUGAAAGUUCCGUAUUGAAUCCUCAGCAGCUUGCUAGUACAGCAAGUGCUAUUUCGUGCAGCUUUACGUCCGUCACUCGAAAUCAGCUUGUUUCUUCGAGACCCACUAUUGCUUCGACAGACUACCUUAGAACAAGUCCAUCUACAUCAGAUAAACAAACAAGUACUCCUACAUCGAUCAAACAAACAAGUCCCUCUACAUCAGAUAAACCGACAGGUUUUCCCAUGCAAGCAAAUUCAACUACAUCAACUAAAAAAACAAGUUCAACAAGAGGAAAUCAACAAAAGUCAAGUCAGUCGACAUCUUACCAACAGAGAGUGAGUCUAACUACAGAAUAUCGUAAGUUAGCUACCAAUUCAAUGGCAAGAGGAACGUCUUCUCCACCUCAGAAAGAUUCUACUUCUCAAGGAAUUCCUGUAUACAUUAUUGUUGCAGCAUGCGUUGGUGGACUAGUUUUGAUCGUCGUGAUCGUCAUCAUUAUUGUUUGCUGCAAACGAAAAUCAGCUCGCAAAAGAGAAUUGAACUCAGACCUUCAAACAACUGAACACAUUUAUGCAAACAGUAAUACCGCAGUAUCUGUAUAUAGCAAUACUACAGAAACAAAGUUUGGGGUAGAUGUGAACGUCGACGGUACCCCAUCCGAUUCAAUGACGUUUUUGCCGUCCAAGCAAGGUCCCAAGGCAAAAGACGUGUUAUCGACUCCUCCCGAAGAAGAAUCUGCUGAACAAUCCAAACUCUCGACUUUACUUUCUAACGUCGUUGAAACGCAUCCAGCUACUCCGGGAGAACCGCUACACCCAGACGACCAGGCAGCUGCAGCCACUGACGAUGAUAGAAAAUCAGCAAACCAGGGUUUGCCUCAAAACGAAGAGACAAGUAUUGAAACAACCUCUACAGUGAACCCAGGGGAGCAUUACGCUGUACCAAGGUGUCCCAACGUCUCUGGACCCCUGGAAACUUCGAAUCCACAGAUUCCUAUCCCGUUCUAUGAAAUCAUUCCGUGUCGGAAGGCCGACGAAGUGGAUGACGUCAACGAUGUGACGUUGAUAGAAUCUCGGGUAGAAUUCAACCAAGACGCUAAAAAUAAAAAGGGAACUUUCAAAACAGCAGAAGAUAGCGGAUCUUUUCAAGUUACUACACUUUAUGCUACAGUCGACAUGGCCAAGAAAACAACCAAAGAAGAACCUUCACCAAAGACGAGUGAAGUUCAGUAUGCAGAGCUAGAAACUAGUUUUUCUGGCUCGAUCCAACAGCUACUAGCAAAAACAAGUGUCAUAUAUUCUGAAAUGAAUUCUGAGCAGCCACCGCCAAGAAACGACGGACAGGAACUCUGAAGAGACUCAGAAACGCAAAGGUUCAAUCAACGGUUUAACAUUCUUCAUACAUUAAUUAUUCGCUGUUUAGUUAGUUUCGGUUUUAAGCAUUUAUUCCUUUUUUGCGUAGCAUUUUAAGAUUUUUUGAUUGUCAACUUUAGCUGUGACGGUGCUAACAGUUACAAAGAGACAAAACAUUCGCUUUAUUGUACUAUCAUUAAAUUACACAAAAACUAGUCUUGGAGUAGCUUCGUAGUAGUAAUCAGGUGUCAAACCAUA
Messenger RNA from Corticium candelabrum, 2526 nucleotides. Its product is annotated as mucin-2-like. The transcript has 11 exons. NCBI's taxonomy places the organism in Eukaryota, Metazoa, Porifera, Homoscleromorpha, Homosclerophorida, Plakinidae. Bases 247 to 2268 code for a protein of 673 amino acids. The record is from RefSeq and is a predicted model, not a curated record.